Messenger RNA from Cladocopium goreaui, 643 nucleotides. The record is from the annotation of a GenBank genome assembly. Lineage: Eukaryota; Dinophyceae; Suessiales; Symbiodiniaceae.
UGAAAGGUGAAAUGAAUUGUAAGAGUGUUGCCUGAAGAAGAGGAUGCGUUUUGCGGCGCUGCGCCGUUGCUGUGCUCUUUACUCUUUGCUUUUCUCAUGUGAAGCAGCGCAGCCAAUACAUUCACGUCGUGAGGCCGUUGUGACUUCGGAGGGACAGGCGAUCGCCACAUCUCUCCUUCGAUCUGAAGCGGACAGGCAACGGCUACAACGGCUACAACCCAAGCCGCGGCUGGCUGCAUGUGCUGGGGCCAGAUUGGAAUGCACGCCACAGCUCUCUGCCUCAAACGUAGAUCCCUGCAGCGGCACGGACUGCAAAGCACAUCAUGCGUGUAUGGGAAUGGGUUUUCAGAAUUGUAUGAUCAAGGUGAUGGGACCAGGAGCUGUAUGUGAGUCAGAUCCGAAAGGAUGCAUGCCUGCGUGCGAGGGCCAGCGAUCUAGCAAUGCCACAUGUCACACUUUGCCACGAGGAAUGUGCAAAGGCUCAUAUGUAGUUAUCGAGAACGUUGCGACACAAUGCUUUGCCACCCUGGGCGCCAACGAUUCGGAAGUGGAGUGCGAGAAUGGAUCUCCCUGUGGGGAUCCGGAGCGGGACAAUCCCUAUACAGGCGCCUGAGCCCGACGGUGAAUGCCGCGAGGAUCAAAA